Molecule: messenger RNA, 1302 nt
Organism: Sphaeramia orbicularis (orbiculate cardinalfish)
Lineage: Eukaryota; Metazoa; Chordata; Actinopteri; Kurtiformes; Apogonidae
Gene: neurod6b
Product: neuronal differentiation 6b
Biological process (GO): positive regulation of transcription by RNA polymerase II; sensory organ development; axon development
Cellular component (GO): nucleus
Molecular function (GO): E-box binding; protein dimerization activity; DNA-binding transcription factor activity, RNA polymerase II-specific
Source: RefSeq, a predicted model, not a curated record
AUGAUCGGUAUGGAAUGGAGGUCCCAUGGGACACUGAGCACGUGGUCUAGGCUGCCACAAGACGUCAGCGGCAGAUGGCAUGGGUACCCGCUGUUGGCAUAAGUGUCAUUCCUCAAAGAGAGAAGAAGGGGAAGAGAGAGGGAGGGAGGGAGAGAGAGAGAGGAAAAGGAAGAGCACAACACAGCAAGGCAGAAAAAGAGAGUGCGCAGGUUGAGCUUUUCCUUGUGCGUUUGGUUUGGAGGAGAAGCCGCCGCAGCGCAGUUUCAGGGAUAAUUGGGAACAUGCGAGGGAAAUAUGUUGACACUGCCAUUCGAGGAAGCGCAUAUGAUGUGUGAGCCACGUUUUGGUGCCAAUUAUCCCCGCGAAGGCUUACCUGAGAGUCUGGAACAGGAGCGACAACACAACCCGGACAGGGCCAACUCUGACAUGAGGGACGGAGAGGACGAGUUCUCCGACAGAGAGGAGGACGACGACAGAGAGUUCGACCAGGAUGACGACGGGCUUCCCAAAAAGCGAGGACCCCGGAAAAAGAAACCGGGGAAGGAGCAUUUGGACAGGGCCAAACUCCGGCGCCAGGAAGCCAACGCCCGGGAACGCAGCCGAAUGCACGGCUUGAACGCAGCGCUGGAGAGUCUGCGUAAAGUUGUGCCAUGCUACUCCAAAACUCAAAAACUUUCCAAGAUUGAAACGCUAAGAUUGGCUAAAAAUUAUAUCUGGGCCCUGUCUGAGACUCUGAGCGCAGGGAAGAGACCGGAUCUCCUCGCCUUCGUACAGACUUUGUGCAAAGGAUUAUCCCAGCCCACCACCAACUUAGUGGCCGGUUGUUUGCAGCUAAACGCGAGAAAUUUCCUCACAGACCACAACGGAGAGGUCAUGUUCUCUGGCAGAUCGCCUUAUGAUGCCAUGUACUCCUACCCGGGCUCAGACAUGAACACGCCUCCUGGCCACAGCGGCACCAGCCUGGACACCAGCGCCAAACCGUUCCGACACUACAGCUACGGCGGCGCCUACGAACCCUACUACGAGAACCCGUCCCCGGAGGGCGGGAGUCCGCAUUUUGACAGUCAGCUAAGCCCUCCGAUGAGCUUCAAUGGGAUUUUCUCCCUAAAACACGACGAUCCGCCAGAUUAUGGCAAAAGCAGUCACUAUGGCAUGCGCUACUGCAGUGCGCCAGGACGCACGGCUCUGGCGCAUAACUCCAUGUACCGAGUGUCCCCAGAGGCCCGUUUCCCCUACGAUCUGCACGUCCGCAGCCAGUCCUUCCAAGCACAAGGGGAAGUUAAUGGCUCUUUCCACAAUUAA